AUACACUGCAUAGCAACGGGAACGCGUCUUCAAAGUGAAUCCCUAACAAACCUAACAGUCAGAAGUGUAGCUAGCUAAUGUUGCUCGGUGAAUAGUUAAUUUUAGUUUAGCUAACGUUAGUCCUUAAACGUUUUAAGGUUUUAGUUUGUAUCACUAUUGCCUUUCUCAUGUGCACAAAUAUGAGAGCCCUGGAGCUGAAAACCGAAGGGUUUACGGUGAAAUCAACAAUGAAGAACUCAGUGGUGGUAGGACCGCCGGCAGCGGGGGCCUUCCGGGAGAGGCCGGCCAAGCCCACGGCGUUCCGCAAGUUCUACGAGCGAGGAGACUUCCCCAUCGCUCUGGAGCAUGACACCAAGGGCAACCGCAUCGCAUGGAAGGUGGAGAUCGAGAAGCUCGACUACCACCACUACCUGCCCUUGUUCUACGACGGACUGUGUGAGACGGUGCACCCCUAUGAGUUCUUCGCCCGCCAGGGUGUCCACGACAUGCUGGAGCACGGGGGCACCAAGAUCCUACCCGUCAUCCCCCAACUCAUCAUCCCCAUCAAGAAUGCCUUGAACACGCGGAACAGGCAGGUGAUCUGCACCACGCUGAAGGUGCUGCAGCACCUGGUGGUGUCUGGAGACAUGGUGGGAGAGGCCCUGGUACCCUACUACAGACAGAUCCUGCCCAUCCUCAACAUCUUCAAGAACAUGAACAUCAACUCGGGGGACGGCAUUGACUACAGCCAGCAGAAGAGGGAGAACAUCGGAGACCUGAUCCAGGAGACCCUGGAGGUGUUUGAACGCUACGGGGCUGAGGACGCCUUCAUCAACAUCAAAUACAUGGUGCCCACCUACGAGUCCUGCAUGCUCAACUAAAUGGAUGGACACCGCCGCAAAGACCCAACAUCACUAACUCACCCCCAAUACUUCCUUCCCCUCCCCAAUUCAACUUAACUUGAGCCAACCUCUCUCUACACUACCUUUGUGACCCAUUAAAUUCCUAACCGCAAGUCAUUAUUCUUUUUCACCUGUCUGUGUAAUUUGGGAAUGUGCACUGUAUAUUUCUACAACUGUCAUACACUUCUUUGUCAGUUCUUUGUCACUUCUCUUGUGAGCGGGGUUCAAAUGCAAAAACAGAACAAAAGAACACUCACUCUAUUUAAUUCUCAUUAAAAGCAAUAUUGUCAGA
Coregonus clupeaformis (lake whitefish) is the source of this 1173-nucleotide messenger RNA. RefSeq names its product parkin coregulated gene protein homolog. The coding region runs from base 168 to 860 and encodes 230 amino acids. The transcript is spliced from 5 exons. Gene Ontology annotation, cellular component: cytosol; neuron projection; vesicle. Gene Ontology annotation, molecular function: Hsp90 protein binding; Hsp70 protein binding. Lineage: Eukaryota; Metazoa; Chordata; Actinopteri; Salmoniformes; Salmonidae. The record is from RefSeq and is a predicted model, not a curated record.